GUCAGGACUCGGGGGCAUCGCCGGAACUACUAUUUGCCGCAAAUCCAACCCCUUUCAUCUGUCUGUUGCCUGCGAAAAGGCGAGGGACAGAAUCGUGAAUGUGAAGCGAACGACGACGCCUCGCCGACGAUGCUCGCGUCGGUGGUUCAUCAGCCAUGCUGCUCGCUCUCAUCCGUCUAGUGCGCACGCGAUGGACGUCGGCCGUCCUAUUUCUGUCCAAGCUGUGGGGAAGGCUGCUUCACUUCGGCGCCACAUGGAUCGGAGGCACCAAGCCAGACUCACAGGAGAUCAGCGACCCAAAGACCGGUGAAGCGGCGGUUGCCACGCCUGGACUUGACAGCCAGGGAUUUCCAGUUCUGACAGAGGACCAGUACGAGGAUGCCAUCCUAGCAUUUAUCGCGUCCAUAGAUACGGAGGCGGUCUGCGCCCUGGCCUCACGAUACAAUGACGGCAAACCGUGUCAGUUCUCGAGGAAAAGUUAUGGCAGCUUCAACGUUUGUUUCUUCGUCGAAUUCGGCCACGAUGGGUCCAGCCUUGUGGUCAGGCUGCCCAUUGAACCCGCUUUUGACGACUUUGACGAUGCAUGGGACAAGUUGAUAAGCGAGGUCACUACGAUACAAUAUAUCAAGAGCAAUACCCGAAUCCCUGUACCUCACAUUCGCGGUUAUGGGCGCGACGCCAAACUGACCAAGUCCGGUGCCGGGAUGCAGAUGUUUGUCAUUAUGGAUCUCAUUCCAGGCAAGCCUCUCGACAAGAAGCUCUUGAUUGAGGGCGAAGAGGAGCACUGCAAAACUUUAUACUCCCAACUUAUAGACAUCCAAGUAGAGCUUAGAAAGCUCGAGUUUCCGGCCAUCGGAUCCUUGAUGCCAAAUCCCGACGGCAGCGCCCAGCCGAUUGUGGGCCCUCUCAUCUCGAUGUCGGUUGCUCAACUCCGGCAGCCACCUCUGCCACUGUUUACUACCGCAAAAGACUACAUGAGAUGCCAGUUCAAUCUCGUGUCCGACUUUUUUGUGCCCCCGGUUUCCAAUCACACCACACACGAAGUCCAGAAGGAACUGUUCGCUCUGCACGGGAUGGAGAAGCCUUUCCAACAGGUCAUCGAUCCCCGGCUAGACAAGGGCCCCUUUGUGUUGCAUCACAUGGACCUGCGGGCACCAAAUAUUAUUGUGGAUGAAAAUCUGAAUAUUCAGGGCGUCAUAGACUGGGAGUUCUCAGGCACCACUCCACGACAACUCUUCACGCCACCAUCGUGGAUUACCGGUCAUGACUCGAUAGAAACAGCCAAGCAGAUACAUACCGAUUUCCGCAACGUUUUGGACGAGAAGAGUCACGCUAGCGCGGCCUGCGCCCAACUCAGAGGAGAAUGGUAUGGCUCAACCGAUAUCGGCCAGCUGGGCAUGAGCGUAACAGACAUGGCCUUCUACGUUGCGCAUGUAAUACGCCGUCCUACCGACGUCGCCGGCGUCUUUUGUGAUUCAGUUACUCCAAUGCUCUCAAAUCGGCCUAUAGAUGAGGUGAUCUCUGAGUUUUUCGACGAGCAUGAAGCCCUUGCACUGGAGGUGCAACGUAGGGCGAGACAUUCCGAGCGCUACACGCAGUACUUGAAAGAUCACAAUCUCUACGGGUCUCGCUUGGAAAGGCUGCAAGCCCAUGGCGAGGCGUUGAAGAAGAAGUAUAAUUGGAGUUAAGAACUGCUUCAGUCGAAAUACAAUAAACGCUAGGGGAGUCUGUUAUUUCCCUUCUAACAUCCGCUCCUG
Molecule: messenger RNA, 1757 nt
Organism: Purpureocillium takamizusanense
Lineage: Eukaryota; Fungi; Ascomycota; Sordariomycetes; Hypocreales; Ophiocordycipitaceae
Exons: 2
Coding region: 156-1688 (510 amino acids)
Source: RefSeq, a predicted model, not a curated record